This is a messenger RNA of Pararge aegeria (speckled wood butterfly), 3236 nucleotides long. Its product is annotated as receptor-type guanylate cyclase Gyc76C-like. Bases 134 to 2368 code for a protein of 744 amino acids. The record is from RefSeq and is a predicted model, not a curated record. Gene Ontology annotation, biological process: receptor guanylyl cyclase signaling pathway; intracellular signal transduction; protein phosphorylation. The transcript is spliced from 14 exons. NCBI's taxonomy places the organism in Eukaryota, Metazoa, Arthropoda, Insecta, Lepidoptera, Nymphalidae. Gene Ontology annotation, molecular function: ATP binding; protein kinase activity; guanylate cyclase activity.
UUUAGCAAGUGGAAUAUCCUGUGAAAGCAAAUGUUGCACUCAAAUAUUUACUACAACAGCUCAAUAUAGGGGGAAUGUUGUAAGAAUAAAAGAAUUGAAGUUUUCGAAAAAAAAGGAUAUCCCCCGGGAGGUGAUGAAAGAAAUGCGUCUACUACGUGAGUUGCGGCAUGAUAACCUCAACUCGUUCAUCGGCGCCGUCGUUGAGCCAUUGCGUGUGUUGCUCAUCACCGACUACUGUGCCAAAGGAAGUUUGUAUGAUAUAAUUGAAAAUGAGGAUAUAAAGUUAGAUCAAAUGUUUAUAUCUUCGCUUGUACAUGAUCUCAUUAAGGGUAUGAUUUUUAUUCAUACAUCGCCAUUAAUUUAUCACGGAAAUCUCAAAUCCUCGAAUUGUGUGGUAACAUCGCGGUGGAUGCUUCAGGUUACCGAUUUUGGUCUCCACGAUUUAAGAUGUUGUGCUGAAAAUGAUUUUAUAGGGGAGCAUCAAUACUAUAGAGGUUUACUAUGGAAGUCACCUGAGCUCCUAAGGCAGCUAGAUGAUCCCAACGGAUUUGUUGGGGGAACGCAGAAAGGCGAUAUUUAUGCGUUCGGUAUCAUACUCUACGAAAUUAUAGCCAGACGCGGACCUUUCGGUUUGGCCACUGAACCCAAAGACAUAGUGGAGAGAGUUAAGCGCGGUGCUCGCGCGGGGGCCGAGAGUGAGGAACUCCUGCGGCCCGACAUCCGCGCACUAGAGGGCGUGGUGGACGAGUACGCACUGAGUGUCAUGCGUGAUUGCUGGGCUGAGGACCCCGCGGUGCGGCCCGACUUCCCCACCAUACGCAGCAGGCUAAAGAAGUUGAAGUCCGGCAAGUCAAGAAAUAUUAUGGACCAAAUGAUGGAUAUGAUGGAGAAAUACGCUAAUAAUUUAGAAGAACUAGUCACCGAGAGAACUAGGCUGUUAAUCGAAGAGAAACAGAAGACGGAAGAUUUACUACAUAGAAUGCUACCGAAGUCAGUUGCUCGAAGGUUGACGACCGGGGAGGGUGUGGAGCCGGAAUCGUUCGACUCUGUAACGAUCUACUUCAGCGAUAUUGUUGGCUUCACGGCUAUGUCCGCGGAAAGCACGCCGUUGCAAGUGGUCAACUUUCUUAACGAUCUGUACACUGUCUUCGAUAGGAUAAUAAGGGGCUAUGACGUGUACAAAGUAGAGACUAUCGGUGAUGCAUAUAUGGUGGUAUCCGGCCUACCAAUAAGGAACAACGACAGGCACGUUGGCGAAAUAGCGUCGAUGGCGCUGGAACUGCUAAACGCUGUCAAGAGUCACAAAAUAUCUCACAGGCCUAAUGAGAUACUGAAACUAAGGAUAGGAAUUCACACAGGGGCGGUGGUCGCGGGAGUGGUAGGUCUCACGAUGCCGCGUUACUGUCUGUUCGGCGAUACCGUGAACACCGCGUCACGAAUGGAAUCCAACGGGGAACCACUGCGGAUCCAUAUUUCGCCUAGUUGUAAACAGGCGUUGGAUAAGCUGGGCGGAUACGUCGUUGAACCCCGAGGCACCAUUCCGAUCAAGGGAAAGGGCCAGCUUCAAACAUAUUGGCUGGUUGGUGCGACUGAGAAAGCGAUACAAAAAAGGCCGGUAGAGGGAGAGGAGCGGCCACUAUUCUGUCGGCCGCGACGAAGUCCCAGAUUGACUGAUUCCAGACAUCCAUCAAUCUCAGAGCUGAAGAGCGAGGGCCGCUCGGGCAGCGGUAGCGGCGGUAUCCGGCAGCGCCUUCACAGCGGUGCCUCACUGCCCGCGCCCGCAUCGCCAUUGGCCCGCCGCGCCCCGCAUGUUACACACACCAGACGUGCGCUGAGCUCGAUUGCGUCGUCAACGGCGUGCGAGGGCAUGGGCGGCGGCGUGGGCUCGUGCAUGGGCGCAGGCAUGGGCGAGUGCGCGGGCGUGGGCGAUGCGGAGUGUUGCGCGCUGCGGCCCGCGCGCUCGUUGGACACGCUGGGUGCGCGCGCUCGCCUACGUCGCCAGAACACGACGCGCUCGCUGGACGCGGACGUGGUCAUCGCCACCGUCUCGUCCACGCUGUUCAACGGCACUGCGCUGUCACCGCCCGACGACCCGCCGCGCAACGACGAAGACAGCCCGCUGCUGCGCAAGGCGAGCCUCUGCAACAAGCUCGACCGCCCCAAGCGCAAAGUGCCCGACUCAGACUACAUUGAGUUCUACAAGAAGUGGCGCUCGCUGGAGAACGUCGCGGACGCUAAGGGCGGCGCCAAGAUGCCGCGGUUCGCGAUCCGCUCGUGGUUGCUCGGCAUCUUCGGCGGUAGCGCGCGUAGCACUUCGUCGUCGCUGCGCCGUGCACCGCACUUGCUCGACCGCGAGUCCGCUGUGUGAAGGCCCUGCGCCCGUGUGUUUUGCGAUAACGUCGCUUAGCUAACAAUACAGCGCAACUGAAAUCACCAAGGCCUUCAGGACUCACAAAAAAACACUCAUCAUAUCGUGCUUACUUAGUCUAACGGACCAACAAUUAAUAAAUUGUACUUUAUCAAGUUUAUUUUUUCGUAUUUUCGCAGAUAAAUGUGUUGAUACAUUGAAAUUUACCAUAAUACCUAUAUUAAAUUUCAAUUUUGAUUGAAACAGCAUAGAAAUAGGACUUUUACUGUAAAAUUUGUGUUUUGUUAUUUAUGCUAAGUUAUUGGUAUUGCUGAGAUUAUACAGAAAUCUAAUCCAUACUAAUUUUAUAAAUGUAAAAGUGUGUGUGCUGUUUAUUUGUUACGUUCAUUUGUUAAGUUUGGCAGCUUGAAUCCUGGAGACGGAGACAUAGGACUUUUAUCCCGGGCUAAUAAAGCGUCCUAUGGGAUUCCUAAUAAUAUUUAUUUUGUCGUAUAUUUUAACUAUUCUUGGCUGAACAAAUCAUAACAUAAAGAGACUUUUAAAUUUGGGAAAUAACGGUUGGGCUACAUACUACGAUAUAUGCAGGCGCAGAAGCGGGCACUUCCAUUAGGUAAUAAACCCAUCAAUAUUAUAAUAUAAGAAAACCGUUUAAUUACACACAGGCUCAUUAUAUGACUUUUUCAUGUAAUGACAAGAGAGCGGUUUAUUGUAUCUCCUAAAAAUUAUGCUAGUUUGACUUACGCGGUAUUGUAAGCUAAGCGUCGAUAUAUGUAUAUGAAAUGCUCUUGUAAAUAAUAAGUGUAAGUAAAACGAUGUUACCGUCAAUUGUGAAAUAAGAGUUUAAUGUUAUUAAAUAAUUUCUAUUGAA